UUCCUUUCGGAAUAGAACCGCGAUAAAAGUACUUAACCGAUAAAUGGUUUCUUUACUUGUUUUGGGGAAAUCCAGACUCAAAGAGCUGCCAGAAUGAGCUUCAAAGGUGUCUCAUUUGCCAUCUACAUUUUAGGCCACAGCUACCUUAUUUCAGGUGUCGAUGGUAUUAUUCCUGUGCUCCGCUCAGUCCAUCCCAACGUGAUAACUAGCCGAGGUUCCAAUGCGACUUUGACGUGUCGAGGUCGCAAGAUAAACGGCAUCGAUACCAUGGUGUCAUGGAAAUUUAAUGGCAAGGAAGUACAGGAAAAUACCAACAAGAAAGUUACUGAAGAAUUUCUUCCAAGAAGACGAGGGACUUUUUCUCUACACAUUACGAACGUUUCAGAAAAAGAUGUUGGUAAAUACACUUGUAUUGCGUAUGUCGCUAACUUUGGUAAGCCGGACGUCGCAGAAGCUAUCAUUGACUUGAAGUUAUACGAGAGCGUCGAGUGGCCGAGAGGAACAUACGCUAUACCCAUGCCCCACAGUGGAUGUCCAAUGUCAACGGAAUUCUCUUGGUCAGAGGGUCUUCUUCGACAAGACACAGAAGACUCGACGCCAUUGAACAACUGGUCCAGCUCCUUUCACUUGAACGGAGAGAAGAGAGGCAGUAAGAUUUCACAACAUUUCUGUGUAAAGACAAACAAGACAGGGAAGACGCAAUGGCCAGCGGGGAAAUAUUGUAUUUACAAAAAAGGAAAGUGUCCUUAUGGAUUUCGUGAAGGCUGGAUCAAGUGGGACGAUGAGGAUACGAAAAACGAUAACUUUGCCAGCGGUGUCCUACCAGACGGUACUUACAGCAAGGACACUGUUAUACAUUUCUGCUGUCGGUCAGAUGGAUCAGCGGAAACACCAAUCGAACUUCCCAUGCGCGAACCGUUCUUCCUUUUGAAACACUCAAGCAGUUGCCAGGCAGUACUGGGCAUGCGUGUUACGGAGGAGUGGAUAUUCUGGGACUGUGAAGACCGCGAAAACAAAAAUUCAUUCGAUGGAGAAAUUCCACAGUCUUUCAUAGCAAAGGACAUUAGGCUUUACUUUUGCUACUACAUCAAAAAGUAACCCUUCGAAAUACAUUUUGAUUACCCCUUUUUUCACUUUUAAGACUACCAAGACCAGUACCACAUUCUGAUGAAAUGCACCGGGUGUCGGUAGAGCAGGCCUAGAACAGCACUUGAGAUAACAAAACGUAAAGACAAACUCAUCCUUACAGGGAUGAAAGGGCGAAUACAACGUGAAGAAAAAAAAUAAUUAAAGCAGUCAAUAUUUGGGUUGUAAAGCUUAUGUUCUCAAACGUAAGGAAACAUUACGUUAAUGGGGUCCGAAUGAGAGUGCUGUCAGUCGUUAAUACCGGAAAAAGCCUCGGCAAUUUUGUCGGCUCACACGAUUUUAGAGUUAGAUUUGACUUUAAAGGUCUCGUUUCUCAGCUUUCUCCUAUAUUUCCUCUCUCUUUCGUGAAUUUUCGGUGAUGGUCAGCUUUCGUUUAAAAUUUCAGCCAAUUUUUCAGUUUACACAUUUUAGAUCUUAGCCAUCAGGAACAAAACGCAUCUUAUCCGUCUCAGCUGACAGCUAUAAAACGUUAGAAGGAGCUACCUUGAAGGGUUAGGAUGGGGCAGCAGUAGUUUACAGUAGUUUACAUUGAAAACAAUGGUUGCCAGUUGCCAGUUAAACUCAUCCAGAUCGUAGACCCUCACAGGUAAAGGUCUUUAUAUAUAGUAUAUGAGCUAAAUGUAUACAUUUAUCAGUAACGUAAGUGAUAGAUGACGGAACUUGUUAUCACCCCUGUAAUGUAAUAUUUCACUGCUAUUAACUAAGAAAGCUUUUUGUUACACAAAUAUCUUAAAGAUGUACUAUACUGAAAUUUAGGUAGAAGUAGAAGAACCUGGUCCUGUUUUGAAUUA
Molecule: messenger RNA, 1937 nt
Organism: Orbicella faveolata
Lineage: Eukaryota; Metazoa; Cnidaria; Anthozoa; Scleractinia; Merulinidae
Source: RefSeq, a predicted model, not a curated record